CAUGUAGUUACGUGUCCUCUCUCACUCACACUCUGUCUCUAUAUCUCUCCAAAAAAAGAAGAUGACAAAUGCAUGUGCAGAGAGACCAACUGUAUGAUACCUCCACUCUCAUCUCAUCUCUUCUUCCACAACCACCAAAUUCCACCUUCUCACAUCUCACAGCAUCUAUCUGCAUCCUGCCUGCUUCAAAAACUUCAUCUUCCUAUGAAAAUGAGUCGUCGAUGUGUUCGCGAAACGUUGGUUUACCUAACAUCUGCAAUAAUCGUCCUGAACUGCUGUAUGGUGGCUGCUGAAGCGGUCACGUGUUCCGGAAUAGUGCCAAUGGUGUACCGGAACGAUAAGAUAUCGAUAACGGAUUUCGGUGGAGUAGGAGAUGGAAGAAGGUUGAACACGAAAGCUUUCGAAGAGGCGAUUUACAGGAUUAAGCAUUUGAGGAGGAGAGGUGGAACGUUGUUGUAUAUACCUCCUGGUGUUUAUUUAACAGAGAGUUUUAAUCUUACUAGUAGGAUGACUCUCUAUUUGGCUAGAGGUGCUGUUAUUAAAGCUACACAGAGAACUGGAAACUGGCCUUUGAUUGCGCCUCUACCUUCGUAUGGAAGAGGGCGAGAGCGGCCCGGAGGAAGAUACAUGAGCUUUAUCCAUGGAGAAGGACUACAUGAUGUCAUUAUAACCGGUGAGAACGGAACAAUUGACGGCCAAGGCGGGGUGUGGUGGAACAUGUGGAGAAAGCGAACCUUGCGAUUCACUAGACCAAACCUUAUCGAGUUAAAGGAUUCUAAACGCAUCAUUAUAUCUAAUGUGAUUUUUAAAAACUCCCCUUUUUGGAACAUUCAUCCUGUAUACUGCAGCCAUGUUGUUAUCAGGCAUGUCACCAUAUUGGCUCCACAUGACUCUCCAAACACCGACGGAAUUGAUCCAGAUUCAAGCUCCCAUGUUUGCAUAGAAGACUCCUUCAUUUCCACAGGAGAUGACCUAGUGGCGGUAAAAAGCGGGUGGGAUGAGUACGGGAUAAAAUACGGUCGUCCUAGCACCGACAUUACAAUCCGCCGCAUCACCGGAUCGUCUCCAUUCGCAGGAAUAGCCGUCGGAAGCGAAACAUCCGGCAGCGUAUACAACGUAUUGGCAGAGCAUAUAACUCUAAAAAACAUGGGAGUUGGAAUCCACCUAAAAACAAACAUCGGUAGGGGCGGAAUCAUCAAAAACAUCACCAUAUCCGACGUUUACAUGGUGAAUGUCCGUAAAGGAAUCAAGAUCGCUGCGGAUGUUGGUGACCAUCCUGACGAAAACUACAACCCGAACACCUUACCGGUUCUUAAGCAAGUGAGGAUACGAAAUGUGAGGGGCAAAAAGGUCCAGCAGGCUGGUUUAAUAAUCGGUUUGAAGAACUCGCCGUUCACUGACGUCUGUCUAUCUAAUAUCAAUCUGUUUGGCUAUCCUCGUCCACGAUAUGUUCCAUGGAAGUGCUCUUAUGUUCGUGGUGGUGCGAUACAAGUUAGACCGUCACCAUGUUCGAAUCUUAUCCAUGGCGGUUCAUGCCCAAAUUAGAGACGUUGACGGUUGACCAAAUGUUUUAAGUUUUAUUCGCCUUAAUAUGAUACAGAUGAAACAUCACAGGCUAAACAUAAAUAGCAUAUUACUUUCUAUGGAUUCAUGAAAUACUCGAACCAAA
This is a messenger RNA of Helianthus annuus (common sunflower), 1669 nucleotides long. RefSeq names its product probable polygalacturonase. The record is from RefSeq and is a predicted model, not a curated record. Gene Ontology annotation, biological process: carbohydrate metabolic process. The transcript has 6 exons. Lineage: Eukaryota; Viridiplantae; Streptophyta; Magnoliopsida; Asterales; Asteraceae. The coding region runs from base 73 to 1545 and encodes 490 amino acids. Gene Ontology annotation, molecular function: polygalacturonase activity.